Porites evermanni is the source of this 1235-nucleotide messenger RNA. NCBI's taxonomy places the organism in Eukaryota, Metazoa, Cnidaria, Anthozoa, Scleractinia, Poritidae. The record is from the annotation of a GenBank genome assembly.
AUGUCUUCAAUAACUCUGCCUUCAAAUGGUGUCAAAAAAAGCAUAAGUCAUAACAAUGUAUAUUUCAAUUCGUUUGUUAAUGAAAUUGCAGAGAACGAAAACAUUACAUUGCAAAGAAUUGACGAAGCUUGGCAAGUUCGCGACGUGGAAAAAAUGUUGCAGCUCAUAGAGGUAAGCCUGUAGUCAAACAUCCUUUGAGUUUUUUGAAUUGUUUAACAGCAAGAGAAGUAAAGUUAUCAAAAGUUUCUUGUGAGCUCUUAUUUCUUCUGUUUCAUUAUUUCCUUAUCGUUAAUUCAAUUUUUUCAUCAGGAGAAUAUUUUCCCCAGUGAGAAGAUUCAGAAAAAAGUCCUUGAUUAUUGGGACAAAGCACACUAUUAUCAGGCGGCGAAGAAGAGCCGAAAGCCGCUUACUGCUUUAGCUAGAUUUAGAAUCCGGGAGCGGUAAGUCUGAAAAACUGUGCUCUAAAACAUUGAAAACUCUGUUAUGUCUUGCUAGAAAUCGCCUUCAAUGUGUAACAAUGGUAUUUCAUGUUUUCGAAGUGCAAAAGGUUGACUUAGUUUUAUGUCGAUAAAUGUUUCACCGAGCCGGUUGGGCAACAAGGCGCUCGCUCCGGGACAUACAUUUUUAACAACUCAAAAAACCUUUCGAUGAUUCCUUGUCCUUUUCGUUUCACAUUAAAAAAAUCCAGGUGUAUUUCAUUUAUUACAAUGUUUUUAUUUUGCAAACAACAACAGCGACAAAUAGCUGCAUCGUAUUGAGCAACAAUUAAUCGAUUUAAAGUGAGCAUGCAAACUUUUACACGGCAUGGCGCCAAAAUUCAGUGUGCCGAUGUUACCAUACUCUCAUUCAUGAAUGCUUUUCAAUAGCAUUACUUUGCAAGACCACGUAAAGGAAACAGGCAACAAACGUCUUUUAUCUAUCAUUUAAACAGUGUGGUGAACAAGUUGGGAAAAUUUAUAUUUCCGUAAAAACAUGGGAAUUAACGAAAAGCAAAUUCAGUAUAGAACGAAGUCAUUUUUGUAACAUGUAUUUUAAAUUUCAUUCAUUUUUUUGUCAUCCACAGAAAUAUACCACCAAGAUCGAUUGCUCCUUCGGGCAGACAGAAGACGACUCUACCUAAAGAGGCUACUACGAUUUUGCGUGAAUGGCUCGACGUUAACAGCCACAGACCUUAUCCUACAAAAGAAGAAAAGGAAAGUUUGGCCAAAAUGACAAAGCUAACUGUAUUACAGGUA